AUGGGAAGAACACCUUGUUGUGAGAAAGUAGGUCUUAAGAGAGGGAGAUGGACUUCAGAAGAAGAUGAAAUCCUCACCAACUAUAUUCAAGCUAAUGGUGAAGGUUCUUGGAGGUCAUUACCCAAAAAUGCUGGGUUACUAAGAUGUGGAAAGAGUUGCAGAUUAAGAUGGAUUAAUUAUUUGAAGACUGAUUUGAAGAGGGGUAACAUAACCUCUGACGAAGAAGCUAUAAUCAUCAAGUUGCGUGCAACUUUGGGUAACAGGUGGUCUUUAAUAGUUGAACAUUUACCAGGUAGAACAGACAAUGAAAUAAAAAACUAUUGGAAUUCUCAUUUGAGCAGAAAAGUAGAUAGCUUAAGAAUUCCAAGUGAUGAAAAGCUACCACAAGCAGUUGUUGAAUUAGCUAAAAAAGGAACACAACAACGUAUUAGCAAACGAGGACGCAGAAGAAAAAUAAAUACUAGCGUUUCAAAUUCUACAAAUGAAAUUACAGUUAAUAAUGACAUCGAGUUUGAUCGUACUGAUGACAAGAUGUUAUGGGAUGACGAUAUUAUGUUAAUGGACGAUAAAUAUGGAGAGCUAGAUCAAGAUUUUAUUACAAAUUGUUUAUGGGACGGAGAAGGAGAAAAUCUUGAAAUAGCUAAUGAUGAUAAUAAUAAUAACAAUAAUAAUGAAAUCUUAAGUGAGGAUAAUUAUGGUAAACUUGAUUGUUGGGAUUGGGAAUAUUUAGGUGAAGUAUUGAAUAAUGAAAUAUGGACAAAUAGUACUAAAGAAGCUGAGCUAGGGAAUAAUAAUAAUAAUAUGUCACUAUGUGACAUUAAUGACAAUAUGCAGAACUGUAUGAACAAAGAAGCAACACCAGAAAAUAUUGAUCCCAUGCAGAGUGAUUUGGUAGCUUGGCUUUUGUCGUAGUUUUGGAAAUAUUACA
Solanum verrucosum is the source of this 928-nucleotide messenger RNA. RefSeq names its product transcription repressor MYB6-like. The coding region runs from base 1 to 912 and encodes 303 amino acids. The record is from RefSeq and is a predicted model, not a curated record. Lineage: Eukaryota; Viridiplantae; Streptophyta; Magnoliopsida; Solanales; Solanaceae. The transcript has 3 exons.